Molecule: messenger RNA, 517 nt
Organism: Drosophila subobscura
Lineage: Eukaryota; Metazoa; Arthropoda; Insecta; Diptera; Drosophilidae
Gene: Acp53C14c
Product: accessory gland protein Acp53Ea
Exons: 2
Coding region: 109-474 (121 amino acids)
Source: RefSeq, a predicted model, not a curated record
UAUUGCAGGGCACUGCCUGAUCGCCUUGUCCCGGCCCUCUAGCUAUAUCCCUAUAAAUAGAGGGAAAUUGCAGUGGAUAUUCCUCAGUUAACCAGAAGAACCACCACAAUGAAGUCCAUCCAGAUCAUAUGCGUCGUCUGUUCUGUGAUGCUCCUGGCAUCCGUUAACCGCGCCAAUGCCGGCGAGGGGCUGGACAUUAAAAAGAUGGGCAAGUGCCUUGACCUGGGCGUUAAAAUGGCGUCAGCCAUGGGCCAGAAGAUUGUGCCCACCAUCAAGACGCUGGCAACCUGCGCCCAGUUCACGCCCUUGAAGACAAAGGGUCUGGACUCGGCUGCCGUGCUGUUGCUGGCCUAUCAGUUCCUUCAAAGGAUCGUUCGCAACCAGAACUGCGUGCUGAGCACCAUUCAGGACACUAAAAAUCUGCUUACUCCGUUUGCCCAAACGAUCACCGAAUUACAGUGCCUGAACAACUAAGGAUUAUCACUAGACAUAAGUCUUAAGUAAACAAAGAAGCGUA